UCCCUCCUAUAAAUACCGGCCGCCCGGCAUUCCUCCACCAUCCAGCAAACAAGCUCUCAAGCCACUAUCUAUCUAGCUAGCUACUAGCUAGAUAACACACUUGACUCGAUCGAUCAUCAGCAACGUAAACCCAUAGAUCGAUCAUGGCGGCGCGCGCCAUUGUCGUCCUGGUCUCGCUCAUCCUUGCGGUGGUCGCCGGCGGCGCGUCGGCGCAGCUGUCGUCGGGCUUCUACUCCCGCUCGUGCCCGGGCAUGCUCAAAGCCGUGCGCUCGGCGCUGCGGCCGGCGAUCGCCAGGGAGCGACGCGUGGGCGCCUCCAUCGUCCGCCUCUUCUUCCACGACUGCUUCGUCCAGGGCUGCGACGCCUCGCUGCUGCUGGACGACGCCCCGGGCCUGAGCGGCGAGAAGAACGCCAAGCCCAACAAGAACUCCGUCAGGGGGUUCGACGUCAUCGACGCCAUCAAGACGGCCGUCGAGAAGGAGUGUCCCGGCGUCGUCUCCUGUGCCGACAUCCUCGCCAUCGCCGCCGAGGAGAGCGUCGUCUUGCUGGGUGGCCCGAGUUGGGAGGUGAAGAUGGGACGGAGGGACUCGACGACGGCGAGCUUCAACGGCGCCGAGAACAACAUCCCACCACCGACAUCGGGGCUCGCAAACCUUACGUCGCUCUUCGCCGCGCAGGGGCUCUCCCAGAAAGACAUGGUCGCCCUCUCAGGAGCCCACACGAUCGGCCAAGCACGCUGCACAUUCUUCCGGGACCACAUCUACAACGACACAAACAUCGACUCCGGCUUCGCCAGGAGCCGCCAGUCAGGCUGCCCUCGUACCGCCGGCUCCGGCGACAACAACCUGGCGCCACUGGACCUGCAGACCCCGACCACCUUCGAGAACGACUACUACAAGAAUCUCGUCCAGAAGAGGGGCAUCCUGCACUCGGACCAGGAGCUCUUCAAUGGCGGCGCCGCUGACGCGCUGGUCCGGCAGUACAUCGGCAGCCAGAGCACCUUCUUCAAGGACUUCGUGGUGGGGAUGGUCAAGAUGGGGGACAUCACGCCGCUGACGGGAUCCAACGGACAGAUCAGGAAGAACUGCAGGAGGAUCAACUAAGAAAAGAUCCUCCACUUUCUGCGCAGACAGUUGUGAAAUCCCUAGAAAUGCAGCACAAUCCGUAGCAAUCCAGGAUGUGUUUGGUCGCGCCCAUGCUUGCAAGCAAGCUUGUGGUUUCCUCUCGUUCGACUCUGUUUAUGCAAUUGUGAAAUCAAUGUACGUUGUGCCUGGUGGAUUAAUAAAAGGUCUACCCCGUCUCUAUAGUCAGAAA
Aegilops tauschii subsp. strangulata is the source of this 1314-nucleotide messenger RNA. Its product is annotated as peroxidase 4. The record is from RefSeq and is a predicted model, not a curated record. Gene Ontology annotation, molecular function: heme binding; peroxidase activity. NCBI's taxonomy places the organism in Eukaryota, Viridiplantae, Streptophyta, Magnoliopsida, Poales, Poaceae. Gene Ontology annotation, biological process: hydrogen peroxide catabolic process; response to oxidative stress.